This is a messenger RNA of Conger conger (European conger), 1593 nucleotides long. Its product is annotated as calnexin. NCBI's taxonomy places the organism in Eukaryota, Metazoa, Chordata, Actinopteri, Anguilliformes, Congridae. Gene Ontology annotation, molecular function: calcium ion binding. Gene Ontology annotation, biological process: protein folding. The transcript has 14 exons. Gene Ontology annotation, cellular component: endoplasmic reticulum; endoplasmic reticulum membrane. The coding region runs from base 1 to 1593 and encodes 530 amino acids. The record is from RefSeq and is a predicted model, not a curated record.
AUGCUGCUGCAGGUGGUGGCAGUUUAUUUCUGUCUUCGUUUGACGCUGGCUUCACGCGAAGAAGCAAAGAGUCUAUAUCAAUCGCCGCAGGCCCCAGAGGAAGCAAUCUUUGCAGAGUCAUUUGAUUCAGGCCCACUAGACAGGAAGUGGGUCCUGUCCAAGGCCUUAAAAGAGGAAGAAGAGGAUGUGCUGAAGUAUGAUGGGGAGUGGGCCUUGGAAGAGCCUGCUGCAAACCCAGACAUGCGUGGAAACAGAGGCCUGGUUCUGAAGUCACCAGGCAGACACCACGCUAUUUCUGCUUACCUUCACGCUCCCUAUUACUUCAACAGAGACAAGCCCCUUAUUCUGCAGUAUGAGGUCUUGUUCCAGAAUACGGUUGACUGUGGAGGGGCCUACAUUAAACUGCUCUCUCACUCCAGUCAGCUUCGUCUGAGCCACUUCAACAAUGCCACUCCCUACUCCAUCAUGUUCGGCCCUGACAAAUGUGGGAGCAGCUACAAGCUCCAUCUAAUUGUUUGUGAUGGUGAUCCACUGACUGGGCUGCAUCAGGAAAGACAUGUCCGGCAACCAGACACUGACCUGAAGGAAUAUUUCUCUGACCAACAGCCUCAUCUGUAUACACUACGAUUGUACCCUGACCACAGCUACAAAAUUCUUAUCGACCAAUCAGUGAUUAGUAAAGGCAGCCUUCUGGAGGCCAUGGAUCCUCCUCUCGGUCCUCCAGGAGAGAUUUCUGACCCCAGUGAUAAGAAACCUGAAGAAUGGGAUGACCGACCCCUUAUCCCAGACCCUACGGCAACCAAACCCCAUGACUGGGACGAAAACGCCCCUGCCCUCAUUCCCGACCCCUUAGCGCAGAAACCCAUCGGCUGGCUGGUGGAGGAGCUUCCCUUUAUCCCUCACCCUCGGGCGAAGCGUCCAGAUGACUGGGAUGAGGACAUGGAUGGGAAAUGGGAGGCCCCUCUGAUUUCUAACCCAGCAUGCUCACAGGUUAUUGGCUGUGGGCCAUGGAGUCCACCCUUGAUCUCUAAUCCCUCCCACAAGGGGAAGUGGAGGCCUCCGAUGAUUAAGAACCCCAACUAUCAGGGACAGUGGCAUCCUCGCACUAUCCCAAAUCCUGCAUCUUCUGAUGCCGCCCCCCCAUUCUACAUAAGCCCGGCGGCUGCAGUGGGACUGGAGCUGUGGUCUGUGACGGGGGGUGUGCUUUUCGACAACAUCCUGCUGUGUGAUGACUCGGAGGUGGCCCGCCGCUGGACUGAGGACACCUGGGGACAGAGAAAGACUCCAGGAUUGGUACUACGGCUUCUGGUGGCUGCACAGAAGCGUCCCUGGUUAUGGGGGGUGUACAUCUUCAGUGUGGGUCUGCCCAUCAUCCUCUUCAUCAGCUUCAUGUGGCCAGACAAGCGAUUUGGACCACCUGACAUGGACUAUUACUACAAGAAGUCAGACGAGCCGCAGGCAGAUGGCCCUCAGGACUCAGAUGGACCCACCAAUCCAAUAACUCAUGGAGAUAGAGACCUUACAGGUCCCAGGAGGAGGGACAAUAAGAAGGCCCAGAAGAAGUCAGACCUGGAGCUCAAGUGUAACUGGUAA